Colletotrichum chrysophilum is the source of this 1230-nucleotide messenger RNA. RefSeq lists its product as uncharacterized. NCBI's taxonomy places the organism in Eukaryota, Fungi, Ascomycota, Sordariomycetes, Glomerellales, Glomerellaceae. The coding region runs from base 1 to 1230 and encodes 409 amino acids. The record is from RefSeq and is a predicted model, not a curated record. Gene Ontology annotation, molecular function: FAD binding. The transcript has a single exon.
AUGACCCGCCUCAAAGUUCUCAUCUGCGGUGGUGGCUGCGCUGGGCCAGCAUUGGCAUUUUGGCUUGCACGGCUAGGCCAUCGUGUUACCAUCGUUGAGCGUUACCCGGCACUGAGAGCGACCGGAGCACAAAUCGACUUCCGCGAGCAAGGUAUCGAGGUCCUCAAGCGCAUGGGACUUCUCGACACCGUUAGAGCGAACCGAGUCGACGAGGCCGGCAUGGCUAUAGUUGAUUCCACUGGCAAAGCUGUCGGCACUCUUAUGGCCAACACGUCCGGCAAAGGUGCUCAAAGUGGGACAUCUGAGUAUGAGAUUAUGCGAGGUGAUCUUGUCCGCAUUCUUUACGACGCGACAAAGGACAAUGUCGAAUACAUUUUCGGGAAGACUGUCGAGAGUUUCGAGCAGGAUGAGAAAGAGGUUAUCGCCCACUUCUCUGAUGGUUCGUCCGAUACUUUCGACAUACUCGUCGGGGCCGAUGGUCAGGGUUCAAGGAUUCGAAAAGCCACACAGCCAACGGACGCCCCGGACCCUUACCGCCAUCUGGGUUUGCAUGCAUCAUACUGGUUCAUUCCGCGCGAGGACGGCGACGACAAUAUCGGCAGAGUGUACCAUCCAGCAGAAGGACGCAUGGUCUUUCGUAGGACUCACAACCCGACGGAAACGCAAGUCUACUUUUUCAUCAAAGACCAUUCGAAUGAGGCGUCACUCAUUCACAGGGGAUCAGUGGAGCAGCAGAAGGAGUUCUGGGCGCACAAGUUUCGAAACGCUGGUUGGCAGACGGAUCGCUUCAUGAAGGGCAUGAAGACAACCGAGAACUUCUACAGCCAGGAAGUUGUCCAGGUCCAGACCAAGACAUGGUCCAAGGGCCGCGUUGUUCUUCUUGGCGAUGCGGCACAUUGUCCCUCGCCCUUCAGUGCCAUGGGCACAACUAGCAGCUUCGUGGGAGCAUACGUCUUAGCAGGGGAGAUAAGUCGGCAUCCAGAUGAUCUUCCGCUCGCUUUUGAGAACUACGACAAGAUUCUGCGCCCCUUCAUCGAUGAAUGUCAGAAGCUCAGCCUGCCGAUGAUCAGGCUGACCAUGCCAGACACGUAUUGGGGCGUUCUCAUCCUGCACUGGAUUGUCUGGAUCCUCUGCCUACUGCGCGUCCCUGAAAUAGCGACCAAGUUCUCCAGCGAGGAGAAGGGAGGCUGGCCCUUGCCGAGCUAUCCAGAGCUUGCGCUUAAGCAGUAA